CAGUCUUCAACUAAUCCUUUCCUCCUCUUUCCUAAGACCAACAAUAUUUGCUUAUAUAAUCUCAAAAAAUCUCUCAGCUCCUCCGUAUCUGGCUGGCCUGAGCACCACGCAGCGCAAUAGUCCAUUCUUGCAAGCCAGCGCCACCAUCAAUUGGUGUAGAACAGUGCCGCCAUCCACCUAAUCGCCGUCGUGUGGUGAGAAUUUGAUGGCUGCUGCAAACCAUAUUGAAGAAUUAUAUGUAGCAUCCGAUCCCAAAAUCAAGGCAUUCUUUGAGUCAGCUCCUCCACUUCAGGAUGCUGCUGAUAUCAAGGCCAGGUUGAAUGAAUUUAUUCAAAGGAAUUAUUCAACUUCAGGAGUUGGAAAAGCAAAUAGGAUAGUGUGUGUUACUUCUGGUGGUACUACUGUACCAUUAGAGAAGCGGUGCGUUCGAUACAUUGAUAAUUUCAGCUCAGGUCACAGAGGAGCUGCUUCUACAGAAUACUUUUUGAAGUCUGGUUAUUCUGUCAUAUUUCUCUACCGGAGGGGUACCUGCCAACCAUUUUGUAGAGAUCUUCCAGAAAAUGCAUUGCUUGAGUGCUUAACAUAUAACAACGGGUCAAACCUUCAAGUGGAUCAGAAAUCUGCUGAUGUGGUGAAAAGAGCAAUUACUGAACAUCAGGCUGCAGUGGCUGGUGGCUCUCUUCUGAAACUCCCUUUCACAACAAUUUUUGAGUAUCUACAGAUGCUGCAGCUGAUUGCUUUAUUGCUCAGAAGAGUUGGUCCAAGUGCUAUGUUUUAUCUUGCUGCUGCAGUUUCUGACUUUUACGUUCCCUGGGAAAGCAUGACAAUGCAUAAGAUCCAGUCUGGAUCUGGUCCUUUGGACAUGCAGCUUGCUCAAGUACCAAAGAUGCUUUCAGUGGUCAGAACUGAGUGGGCACCAUUGGCUUUCUGCAUAUCUUUUAAGCUUGAAACUGACAAAGAUAUCCUGUUGGAGAAGGCGGAUAUGGCUCUUAAGAAGUACGGAAUGCAUAUGGUGGUAGCUAAUGAGCUCUUAACUCGUAAGGAGGAAGUCAUAGUUGUGUUACAGAAUGAUAAGAUAAGUGUUAGAAGAGAGAAAUCCGAGGCUGGGGCUGAUGUAGAGAAUCCUCUGAUCAAGCUCAUUGUGGAAAGACAUUCGGAGUAUAUUACAGCUUCUUCAGCAUAAUUGCCACGAUUUGCGACAGGUAGUGUUUUUCAUCAACUAGUGUGGGUUCAGAACUUGGGAACAUUUCGUUUUGUUACCAGUCCUUUAUUCCUAAAGAAAACUGCAGAACCACCACCCCAUACACCAAAAGAAUAAGAAUAAAAGGAAGGCUGCAGUAGUAGAUUAUUUGCAUUGCAUAAAAUAAUUUCACAUUUGUAAGGGACACUUCCAUUCUGCGGAAGGGACUGAUAGAUGAAUCAAGUCUAUUCUGUCACUUCAAUUA
Ipomoea triloba (trilobed morning glory) is the source of this 1445-nucleotide messenger RNA. Its product is annotated as phosphopantothenate--cysteine ligase 2-like. Gene Ontology annotation, molecular function: phosphopantothenate--cysteine ligase activity. Gene Ontology annotation, cellular component: cytoplasm; nucleus. The record is from RefSeq and is a predicted model, not a curated record. Lineage: Eukaryota; Viridiplantae; Streptophyta; Magnoliopsida; Solanales; Convolvulaceae. Gene Ontology annotation, biological process: coenzyme A biosynthetic process. The transcript has 10 exons. The coding region runs from base 206 to 1183 and encodes 325 amino acids.